Messenger RNA from Prorocentrum cordatum, 2600 nucleotides. The record is from the annotation of a GenBank genome assembly. NCBI's taxonomy places the organism in Eukaryota, Dinophyceae, Prorocentrales, Prorocentraceae.
AUGGUGGCCUACGGGCAAGCAGCUGGGGGCCGCUCCUGGGCCAGCGCCGCGGCGGGCGGCAAGGCCAAGGGCAGCUGGAGUUACUGGGAGUGGAACUGGUGCUCGCUCUGGAAGUGCCGCGGCUGCGACCGCGUGGCCCCGCCGUGGGUCAAGGCAGCCCGGCCGCCCGCGGCUGCUGCCGGCCAGGAGCCGCCCGUCGCCGACGCCGAGGGCUUCGUCGCCCAGCCCCGUGGGAGGAAGGCGAGGCGCCAGGCCAAGCGCACGGCUGCCCGCGCGGCAAGCGCUGGAGCCGCCAGCCAGGAAGGAGUCAGCGAGGCCAGCAGCGGGCAGCAGUCGGCCGUCGAGCAGCACCGCCUGGAGGCCAAGCGCAUCGAGGACUUCCUCGCGGCCCCUGGCGGGUCCAUCGACGAGGGAUGUCUGCAGUCGCUGCGCGCGGCCCUCGACCGAGAGCGGCGCAGGCUCUCGGCUGCCGAGGCGGCGCAGGCGGAGCGCAGGAAGGCCGACACCCCCCUGCCCAAGGCGGUCGAGGAGUGCCGCGCUGCUCUCGAGGCGCACCGCGAGGAGCAGUUGGCCGCAGAGGCCAGACAGGCCAAGGAGGUCGGCGCGGCCUUCGUCGGCACGGACCUGCUCGGGAUGGUCCGCGGCCUCAUCCAGCAGGUCGAGGCCUUGCCCCAGGGCUUCGCCGCGGGCAAUGGGGAGGCCGCCUUCGCCGAGGUCGCCAAGCAGAUUGCUGCGGCCCGCAGGACGCGGCCGAGCGCGGCCAAGCAGCACGCCGAGGAGAGGCGCGCGGAGCGUGGCCCUCAGCCCAGCCGUUGGCUAGGGACCUGGCCAACGCUGGGGCAGCCCUCCUCGACGACCAGCCGCUGGCUACUGCUGCUGGUGGCCAUGUUGCUGUGGGUCGGCGUCGGGUUUGACGUCGACUCGGCAGGCCAGUGGUCGGUUGACAGCAGAAGGGUCAGACGGCGCCUGAGCGAGCAGGCCGCUGACGAGCGGGUGGCCGAGUCCCUUGACGGGCGCAGCGAAGCCAAGGUCCUGGGCUGCAACGGUAACGUCUGGAACAGGGGCGUCGAGGUCCUCGAGGCCUUCUUCCGCGCCCACCAGUACUGGCCGCAGCUGGUCCUCCUUCAGGAGACGCGGCUAACCCAGGAACGGCUCCCUGGGGCCAGGGCGCUUGCUCGCCGCCUCGGCUACGCCGCUUUCUUCCAUGAGGCGGUGGCGACGGGCCAGCCUGGCCCGAACGCCACGUCGGGCGGCGUCGCGAUCCUGGUGAGGGCUGGAUUCCAGGCCGAGGAGUCAGCGUGCCAGCUCCCUGCGGCCCUGCGCCACCGCCUCAUCGGCGUCGAGGUGACGGCUCCGUCGGGCCUCUGUCUCCUGGCCUUGGCUCGGUACUUCCAGCACUCCUUGGGCCCGCGGGGGAUCAACCUCGACCUCUUCUCCUCGGUCUCGGACCUCGUGGCAUCCCCGCUCGAUUUGCCCUGGGUCCUCCAGGCGGAUUCCAACAUGGAGCCCGAGCCCCUGCAGGAGCUGGGCUGGCCUGCAGCGGUUCGCGGUCAGGUGCUCGGGCCCUCUGAAGCGACCUGCGUUGCCCAGGGCCUGGAGCACGUCUACGACUGGUUCGUCGCCUCGUCCGACCUGGCCACGUGCACGGUGUCCUGCGCGAACACGCUCAACGACUUCGGGCUGCACCCGCACUCUCCAGUGCUGCUGCGCCUCCAGGACGUCAGGUGCGAUGCCCUGGUCGAGGUGCCCUCCCGUCCUGCUCGGCUCCCAGAGGUGGAGGUCAAGGGCGUGUGCUCCCGCGAGGACGCCGUGGCCCAGGCCUUCACUGUCGGCAAGCGCGGGAAGGUGUCGCAGCAGGAUGUAGCUUGGUCGUGGGCUCAAGGUUCGUGCCCGACCAGCCUCUCGGCUGCUUUCGGCGAGUGGAUCGAGGCGGCGGAGGGUACCCUCACGGGCAUCCACGAGAUUGCGCCAGGCGGCCUGACACGCUACCUUGGGCGAGCGGCAGGGCCUAAGACCAGGCGCAUGCCCUUCAGCGCGCUGGUGCAGCGUGAGGCCAGGCUGAAGUACAGCAUGCUGACCCACCGCCUGAGGAGCUGCCUGGCGGUCGCCCUCCAGAGGCUUCGCGCAGAGCAGGCCAGCAGGUGGCACCCGACCCACUCCUGGUGGUUUGAGCAGCAGGCUGCGGCGAGGGCGAAGCUCCUGGACGAGGCGACCCAUGAGGAGGCUGGCCUUCGGAGCGCGCCCCUCCUCGGGGCGUCCGGCGUGAAGUGGGGGGACCUCGCCUUCCACGCGGGGGUGAAGGGCUGCCCCACGGCGAUCGCCAAGCUACAGUCGUGGCUCCUGGCGUCCCAGAGGCGCGAUGCCGCAGAAGGAGCUGCCGCUUGGCGCAGUUGGGCCCAGACGGCGGCGGAGAAAGGAGGCCGCCUGGCCCACCGCUUCUCCAAGGCGGCUCCCACGCCUGUAGUCAGGGACGCCGACGCAGGGAGGCCCCUCGUCGGCAUGGACGCCGUUGACCAGCUCACGCGUACGUGGCAGCGGCUCUGGCUUCAGGAAGGCUUCUCCAGCGGAGUCGGAGCCCACCAGUGGGACGUUGGAUCCUG